UCAUUAAUCAGCUGUAGAUUUUGCGACUUUUUUAUUUGUUUUAAAUUAUAAUAUUAAGCCAAAAUAUACUUAAAGAUGAAUAAAAUGUGUCCUAAAUGGAGUGGAAAUUAAUGUCUUACCAUUAACGUGAGCAAGGUGGUGGUUUUGGGCGGCGGUCUUUGCGGAUGGCGGGCGAGGAGUUUGUCGAGUGACCGCGGCGGGCGCGGCUCGGCUGGGCCCCCGAGCACGCAGGCAUGCAGCGGUAUGACAGAGACUGCGGGCACGUCGCGUGGCCUUCGCGUCUACAAGAUUGUGGUCCUUGGCGACGGUGGGGUGGGCAAGUCGGCGGUCACCCUCCAGUUUGUCAGUCAUAGCUUCCUUGAUUACCAUGACCCCACCAUUGAAGACUCAUACCAACAACAAGCAGUAAUUGAUGGAGAACCUGCCUUACUUGAUAUUUUGGAUACUGCAGGACAGGUUGAAUUCACAGCUAUGAGGGAACAGUACAUGAGAUGCGGAGAAGGUUUUAUGCUGUGUUACUCUGUGACAGACAAAAGAUCAUUCAGAGCAGCCUCAGAAUAUAAAAGGUUGCUGGCACAGGCUAGACCAUCUGAAACGCUGCCAUUGGUAUUGGUUGGUAAUAAACUGGAUUUGGCUCCUAGAUUUAGACAGGUGACAACAGAAGAGGGCAAAGCACUCGCUACACAACUGGGUUGUCCAUUCUUCGAAACGUCAGCUGCGUUGCGUCACUUCGUUGAUGAUGCUUUCCACGCAUUGGUCAGGGAGGUUCGCCGACUUGAAAGGCAAAGACAGUCAUCCCUAGUGGGUACUGGAAUAUCGACAGGCGGUGGUCGCCGUCGUUGGCGGCGCCUGCGCAGCAUAUUUGCGCUCGUCUUUCGUCGGCGCAGACGCACACUUGAAUAAUACUAAAUGGUAACUGCAACUGAUACGUACAACAAACUGGCAGGUGUCGCUUUAUUUAAUAUUUAUAUAAAAGUCAAACCUUAUUUAAAUCAUGAAAUCAAUAAAUCAACUCAACUUUUACGUACUUUUCUGUCUUUUUUCAAGUAUCUUUUAAGUUUAUAUAACAGUGGUUACGGUUUUUUCUCGACUAAGGUUUUCAUUUACUGGUGCUAUCAAUGCGCUGGAAAAUUGCAUUUAUAACGGAAAGAUAUUGAUUUUUACAAGUUUCGCGCAUAUACAUUGAGAUUAUGGAUUUGUUUUUAAACGGUACCUCAUAUAUUGGGGUUAUAUUAAUAAAUUAAGAUAUAAAUGAUCAUUCUGUCUAAUAUCCCGUGUACAGGUUCUAAGAAAUACUAGGAUACUAGGAGGUUUAUACUUCUUUUUGCCUAGUAUUUCUAUAUACAGUGUAGCCACGAUAUAACGUAUCGGAACAAGUAAAUAUUCGUUAUAUGAAGCAAUUCGUUGAACUGACGUUUGUUAUGUUUAAGUUAGUUUGGUCUAAAAUUCGUUAUAAAGAGGUAAAAAAAUAGUAAUUUCCAUCAAACAACUAUGAUUAUUUUACGAAAAACCGUGUCAAAACCGAUAUCGCGAUAUGAAUCACGUACUAUGAGAUUA
Pieris brassicae (large cabbage white) is the source of this 1557-nucleotide messenger RNA. It is a transcript of the gene Ric, whose product is annotated as GTP-binding protein Rit2. Gene Ontology annotation, biological process: Ras protein signal transduction. Gene Ontology annotation, cellular component: plasma membrane. Gene Ontology annotation, molecular function: GDP binding; calmodulin binding; GTP binding. Bases 244 to 903 code for a protein of 219 amino acids. The transcript is spliced from 5 exons. The record is from RefSeq and is a predicted model, not a curated record. Lineage: Eukaryota; Metazoa; Arthropoda; Insecta; Lepidoptera; Pieridae.